Messenger RNA from Porites evermanni, 971 nucleotides. The record is from the annotation of a GenBank genome assembly. NCBI's taxonomy places the organism in Eukaryota, Metazoa, Cnidaria, Anthozoa, Scleractinia, Poritidae.
AUGGCUGAGGCACCAAAUGUACCAUUGCUUGGUUACUCGGUUAAAAGACUAGUCCUGCUUCCACCAAGUCCCAGCUUGAUAACUGUACUGAUUUCAUGGACUCUUAUGUACUCGAAACUGACUUAUCCUGUGGUCAAGUUAUCCAUGCAUUCCUAGAUCACAUUCAUAAAGAGAGAUACAGUAUGCUCAUAGGACAAAAACGUCGUCGCGCUUUGACAAGAGCUGCCGGUGUGUUUGUGGAGCGUUAAUACAUGUUAUGGUAUCAUUUAGUGACACGCUUCGGUCUCGAUUAAGGACUAGGCAUCCUUAUAAACCAAACGGUUGAGCUCAGUUGCAAAACGCCACUUAACGGCACGGUCCUUACUCGUCUUAAUUUUUUCUGAAACAGAUGGGAAAAGUACAACUAGAAUCAAGUUAUGCCUAGAAAUUAAAAACUAUCUAAGGCUCUUAUAUUACUAAAUUUUCAAGAGUUUCGAGGGCUAUGCCUCAUCAGCAGUGGAUGUAGUUUAGCGUAGAUUAUCUAUUCCACUUACAAGACGAGUCACUCGUUAUUUAACCCUAUCUUUCAGACACAUUAGAUGAUUAUUGUCUUCACCAUCUCUUAAAAUACUUACAAGCGCUACACAGCCACAUUUUUUAAUAUUUUGAGCGUAAUUUGUACCUCCAUUACUCUUCGGUUCCUAGAGAAGACUGCACAGUGGGCGAAGGUGACAAGAAAAGAUGACGACCGAUUAUCUGAACCGAUGUUUUCUAUCCCAAUUGGGGGUAACUACAUGGUGGCAUCGUCCAAUGAGGAAAUUUCUCAUGGGAACUUCAGAGGUCAUCGAGCCCCAUUCAGCCACGCACGAACUACACUAUUUUUCAAAGAUCUCAGAUUUCAGAACACAUUUGAUGAAAAUGCACAGUGCACUUCGCGAAAAUUCUGCCGAAGAUGUUUGAAUAGUCACACGAUCAAGGAAUCUAAAACUUAA